AUGAAUUCCACUCUAGCGCAGUACACGACCAACUGGAACAGGGGCGACAAACACGGGGCCAGCCGCCAGAAGGACACGAGUACUGUGUACCUACAUAGUACCACAGACCGCAGGUAUAGAGUACGGCAGAAGCCGACGGCGCACGAGGCUCAAGCGCACAACUCUUACUCCCCCUACACGACUGCUUUUUCAUCUUGUCUUGUCGAAUCUGCUACGAGGCGCCCAGGAAGCACGUCAGCUCGAAUCGAUCCAUCAUUCAUCAAAGGUCAACGGUGUUCGGCGAGUGGCUGUUUGCGCCACUUCUCCGUCAUUCCGGCGGGACAGUCUGCUUGCUCAGCCACGACUUGGCCCCGACUUUCCACGCCCAAGUUCCGGCUUUCAAUACCACUUGCUGCACAGUCUCCUUCUCCACACCUUGCCCAUCACAAAUCACACAUCAUGGAAGCGCCGGUAGUCAAAUUCAAAAAAAGGAACGCCAAAGCUGCGCCUCGAAAGAUUGCGCCACCGCCGCCACAAUCAGACUCGGACGCUUCCUCUGGAUCAGACGCAGAGGGCGAGGACGGUCGCGUGGUGAAGCGCAGAAAGACAAAUGGGAAUGCCUUGAAAGCCUCCACGGUAGAUCAAAGGGCAAACACGGCAGUAGAAGGCACGACAACAUACGAAGCCAACAGUUCUGCGGUCAUACAAGCAAGCGAUGACGCCACGCGCCAGUCGAAUUGGUACGACGAGAAUGCAGACGAAGCCCUCAGCUCGAAAAAUCUCCUCGGAAGCUCACGGCUCAGCGCAAAACCGCAAACGUUCAUCCAGAAGAAUCCUGAUGCGCCGAAUCGCAAAGUGGGCCCCCAAAAGUCCUCGACCAACGUGCGGACCAUCACAGUCACAGACUACACACCCGAUGUGUGCAAGGACUACAAACAGACGGGAUUUUGUGGUUUCGGCGAUAACUGCAAGUUCCUGCAUGCGCGUGAGGACUACGCUGCAGGCUGGAAGCUAGAUAAAGAGUGGGAGAUGUCGACCAAGGGCAAGAAGCCUGGGGGCACCGUCGUCGCCUCAGCGAACAGGGACGAGAAGGAAAAGGACGAUGAUGGUGUCGACUAUGCACUGUUGGAGAAGAUACCAUUUGUUUGCAUCCUAUGCAAACAAUCGUACAAAAGCCCGAUCAUCACCAAGUGUGGGCAUUAUUUCUGUGAGGCCUGCGCAUUGAAGAGAUAUCGAAAGGAUCCGACAUGUGCGGCGUGCAAUGCAAAGACGUAUGGGGUGUUUAAUGGCGCGAAGAAUCUUCAAAAGCUGCUGGACAAGAAGCGAAAGUAUGAAGAUAAGAAGCAAGCGGAGAAGGAAGCCGCAGAGAAGGAGGAGGAAGACGGCCGAUUCGAGCUCAAAAGGAGACUCGGGCCACUCAUCGUGAAGACCCUACAGUCAGUGCUUCUCCAUGCCUUUGCAUAUUCUGGCCGUGAACGAGUCCAUGCAAACGAGACCCCCACUCCUAUCAGUAAUACCACCCCCACUCCACCCCGCAACCCCCACGGAAUGAAUAGCACAUGCAUCGGUAACUGCAAGCAGUUGACAUGCAAACACGAACCACGAACCACGGGCGAUGCGUGA
Molecule: messenger RNA, 1602 nt
Organism: Plenodomus lingam JN3
Lineage: Eukaryota; Fungi; Ascomycota; Dothideomycetes; Pleosporales; Leptosphaeriaceae
Biological process (GO): snoRNA splicing
Cellular component (GO): U2-type spliceosomal complex
Molecular function (GO): metal ion binding
Source: RefSeq, a predicted model, not a curated record